Molecule: messenger RNA, 1026 nt
Organism: Marasmius oreades (fairy-ring Marasmius)
Lineage: Eukaryota; Fungi; Basidiomycota; Agaricomycetes; Agaricales; Marasmiaceae
Exons: 5
Coding region: 1-1026 (341 amino acids)
Molecular function (GO): DNA binding
Source: RefSeq, a predicted model, not a curated record
AUGCCUUCGAUUCCAGUUAACCGAUCUGCAACCCAUCCAUCGCUACAUAUCCGGGACGCCCAAGAUGCCCAUGUUGUGCUCGAAGCUGUCAGGCUCAACGUUCUGCCAUUAAUAAAAAGAAGGCUCAUUUCGAGCGAACGCGAACUAUUAACGAGUGGCAACGUGUUCGUCUGGGAGGAAGCUGAAGAUGAAGGGGGAUUGCUGAGGUGGACGGAUGGCAGGAGAUGGUCACAAAGCCGUAUGCGCGGGGACUAUCUGUUCUAUGAAGAGAAGGUCGAGACGACACAGGAAGAAAAGGACGCAAAAGCCGCGCGAAGAGCUCGUCGAGCAUCCGAUCCGACAGCGAUAUUACCUCCCCCCACUAGACGGAAGGACCGUCCUUCAAAGCCAAACGGUUUAACCAAACAAACAUACUCGGCUAUCGUCCAUCUACCGGGGACGAACGAAACGAGAAAAUGGCACGUUGUUGCCUAUUUUUCGGGAAAUGACUAUCUUCACCUCCCGGUGAUCGAAAGUUACGAUUACCUUCGAACCAUAAGGGUCCCAGAGGGUAUUUUCCUAAACAGCAAAUCACUGUCAUCUAGGAUGGAUCAAUACCCAUGUAGCCUCGGUCCUGAUGAGGGUGAUUAUCCGUAUCGAUCCUCAGGUUAUUCGACGCCCAACCCGAACGGUACUCGUACCCAGGGAUCGACUUCCCCUUUGGCUUCUCCCUUGAAUUCACCUUAUCCUGAUAAUAACAGCCUUACCACGUAUCCGCCCCCGCUCUCCCCCCCACUGCCAGGUAAUCGAAGUCAGAGAAUCUCGUUGCCUCCGUUAUCUGCCGUCACCUAUCACUCUGGCUCCGAAUCUUCUUAUUCUCCUCACUCGCAAAGACCACCACUCCUGUUUCGUCGGCAGACCGGACCCCCACUUCAGACGAUGGGUAGAAACUCAGUGGGGUCAGAUUCACCAGGCGCGACGGGUCCCUACGCUCCGCUGUCCGCUGAGGACCGACGUGCCCUGGGAUUGUUAAGGGUAGCCUUCUGA